ACUGGCGUGCACCGCUCGGCACAUCAGCUUUGGUGUUUUUUUUUUGUUUUUUGUCAUUCCACCGUGUCCGGGUAGUAAAAAACAAGUUGUUUGCCGUUAUUAAACCAACAGAAAAUUAUAAUUAGAAAAAAAAACACUACACAAACAACUCAAAAAAUAUAUUCAUUGCAAUUACUCAGUUGGUUGUUUUUUGAUUCACUGUAAACAAAAACCACACAAACUUGUGUAAAUACACCGGGACGGUGUUUUCCGAAGUCGUCGCCAAAAAUGCAUCCGAGUUACAAGUACGUUUUAAUUUUAUACGUGUGCGGUCUUAUGGUGUGCUGUACCAGUUACCAAAGUCAGAACCAACAAGAACCAAGCACUGACACCUCCGACAGUGGUCAACCGUUGUUGACACCGGAUGCCCAUGGACCGGCUACCGAUGAGAUCGCCUCACCGGAUGAACUCGAACAGUACAGGCUGGAAGACUACUGGUGGAUAAUACUGUUGUCGACUUUACUGCCGUUGUUCAUAUUUUUUAAAAUCGAGAGUAGCAUCUGCAAGAAUAAUUCUUCGUGGCAAAAAAUGUGUGACGUAGAAUGUAAACCACUAAACCCGAAAAAUAGACGUCUGACGUUGCCCGACUUGACUUUGGCCAAACACGCUAGACGAGAAUCGGGUCGGCAGCGUAUGAGAUCUCCAAUACUUCGCAGGAAGAAGUCGGCAGGUAACGCCACAUCACAAAUGAACAAUACAAGGAAAGGUUCGUUUGAAAGAAACGAUGACUCGCAAUCAGACAACAAAAGAGUUCAUUUAAUAAGGCGUUAUUAAAAUAAUACAUCACCAUUUAAAUGUUUAAUACAUUAAUAUUAUUUUCAUUGUAUUAUAUACUCGUGUGCCAAUAAUAUAUAUAUAAAUAUAAAUUGUGAAUUUCAAUAUUGUGCACAAUCAAUGUUGUCGCUUAAACUACAAAAUAUACAAAAAUAAUAAUAAU
Molecule: messenger RNA, 976 nt
Organism: Adelges cooleyi (spruce gall adelgid)
Lineage: Eukaryota; Metazoa; Arthropoda; Insecta; Hemiptera; Adelgidae
Exons: 3
Coding region: 268-813 (181 amino acids)
Source: RefSeq, a predicted model, not a curated record